Monopterus albus (swamp eel) is the source of this 1986-nucleotide messenger RNA. RefSeq names its product transmembrane protein 235. Lineage: Eukaryota; Metazoa; Chordata; Actinopteri; Synbranchiformes; Synbranchidae. The record is from RefSeq and is a predicted model, not a curated record. The coding region runs from base 1 to 639 and encodes 212 amino acids. The transcript is spliced from 5 exons. Gene Ontology annotation, cellular component: apical plasma membrane.
AUGUGGGCUAUUUUGCAUGACAAACUAUUAAGCAUCUUAAUCCCAGGUUUGUUCAGUUUUAGCCUCCUCGCUGUGGCAAUUGGGACCGAUUACUGGUACAUCAUCGAUGUGAAUAAACCCAACCACACAGGUCCAGACGACCUGAGUUCACAUUCUGGACUGUGGCGAAUUAAUGAAGGAGCUAACAGGAGUUCGGUCAUCCCUUCUUUCACAGCAAACACGUCCAGCCUGUCAGAGGCAGAAAGGCACCUUCUUAGCUUACACAGGGUGGUGGUCAUUGUGUUUCCCCUCAGCCUGGUCCUCCUGGUGUUUGGCUGGAUCUUUGGACUCGUCAGUUCAUUGGCCUGCAGCCCAAACUUGCUGGCCGGAUCAGCAUUCUACUGUCUCUUCUGCAGUUUUUUUACCUUGGCCGGCAUCUGCAUCUACAUCAAAUACUCAAACCAGGCCAUGGAGGAGUUUCAGCGUGUCGUAUCCCCAGAGAACCUUGCUUACGUGGAUGUUUCUUUCGGCUGGUCCUUAGCCACGGCCUGGCUCUCCUACAGCCUGGAGGUGGCCACUGGUCUGUUGCUCAUGCUAGCUGCCAGACUAAGUCAAAUGAAAGGACAUUAUGACUCUGGUGUGACCAUUGCCAUGUUGUAGACCCGUGUAUUCUGGUGUCCAAACUAAAAUGAUUGCUGUAAAAUUAAUCUCGUAGAAUAGCACUGUAGUCUAACAGCAGGUCAAGGGCUAAGACCACAAAGUGUAGAUGCACCUUGGCUUUACACUUCUGCAGCCACACAUGGACACAUAGAUGUUUAUUAAGUGAAAAUCUGUGUCUUCAUUGUUUUGCCUGCUACCUUUCAUCCUCCCAGCAUUAUUUUCUGUCCAUUUUCUCAGCAUUGAUGUCAGAAAUGUGCCAUGCAAACAUAAACAAAACAGACUAACCAUUCACAGAGUCAUUAAUGCAGAGAUUAUCAGUAUUUCUGACAGUAUUUCAUUUAAAAACUGACCUGAAGAGGACUUCUGUGCCUCCAUUAUACCUACACCUUAUAUUGUAUUUGAAAUGUCUAACACCAGUUCAGGAUAUUUCAUUCAAUUGAAAAGAUUCCUGAUUCUGCACUAGAAAAGCACCAGGCACCGGAGCUAUAGCACAGAGUAGAAGUGGAAAUGUUCCUUCUAUUUCAUAAUGAAACUGUUGCUGCGCUGUUGGUCUGUGCGCCUCCACAGCCUCCACACAUUCCACAGCUUUUGAAAAGCAGUUUGCAUGUGUUCGAUGUAAAGGUUAAGACAGUGUUGGCUGCUUGCUAAUGUGACAUUGAGAGAAACAUCUAAAGUGUUAGUUUUUGGUUACUGCUUAAAGAUGUAUGUACCUAUAAGUGUGCUCUCUGGGAUCCUGCUGUUUUCAGCAGUGCAGAAUAUGUACCAGUGUUAGUUACUGACUAGAUAUCUAAUAGUUUGUCUGUGCUGUCCAAAGCAAAGCUCUCCUUUCUGCACACUGAAAGUAAAAAGGUCUCAGUGAAAAUACAGCAUUUAGCACUUUGUAAUUCUGUAUGAUGUAUUGUGUUGUGUUCCCUUUUCACGACUGUAACAAAUCUCACUCAUGCUUUUAUAACUGAUCAGCUUUUUAUUGUCAACUGUGACAGAAAAGCAAUGAACCAUCAAUCCAUCUGUAGUGUGAAUAGGCAACUAGAAAAAGAAUACAUUGAUCAAAUGCUUUUUAAAUGUCAGUGACACAGUCUGACUUUAUAAUCAAAUGUCAUGAAUGUCCUGAAGAUUUCUGUGUUGUGAGACAAUAAGAUCAUCUGAAACAUCAUGAUGCUAUGCUCACUCUUAUUUUGUGUUUGUAAUACAAUUCUGAGACAACAACACCAAGCCGCUGUGCCUUACACGUUAAAGAUUGCCUGCCUCUGAAUGUUUUGUAAAUGAAGCACACCAGGAGGCAGGGCAUACAGAAGCACUCGUGUAAAGAAUUGCAGUAGAUAAAGGAGCCUCGGAAGGAUUCAAAAG